Molecule: messenger RNA, 669 nt
Organism: Prunus armeniaca (apricot)
Lineage: Eukaryota; Viridiplantae; Streptophyta; Magnoliopsida; Rosales; Rosaceae
Source: the annotation of a GenBank genome assembly
AUGAAACAACCAGAAGCUAGCGCACCAUCGUUAGCCUACGGUAAUCCGGCAUCAUUAGAGUACGCUGAUCCCGGGACAAUAGCCUAUGCUCAUCCCGCCGUUGCGAUCGUCAGCCCUCACUUCUGCAGCCCCCAACCCGUAGAUCUUGCAAUUGUUAGAAAAGUUUUGACCAUAACCGAUGGCAACUUUGUAGUCUCUGAUAUCAAUGGCAACAUCAUUUUUAAAGUCAAAGGAGCUCAUUUAACCCUUCGUGACCACAGGAUCUUACUUGACACAGCUGGUUAUCCCAUCAUUACUCUAAGAAAGAAGUUCAUAAGUGCACAUGAUAGAUGGCAAGUUUUUAGAGGGGAUAGCACAGAAACAAGGGAUCUGAUUUUUAGUGCUAAGAGGUCUUCGAUGUUCCAAUUUAAGACCAAAUUGGAUAUUUUCUUAGCAAAUAACAUAGCCGAGAAAGCACCUGACUUCAGGAUCAAAGGAAGUUGGUUUGAACGAUCUUGUGUCAUAUAUGGUGGGAACUCUUCCACCAUCGUUGCCCAAAUGCAUAAGAAGCGGACAGUUAAAAGCGUGCUGUUUGGAAAGGACAAUUUCAUGGUGACAGUGUACCCAGGCAUUGACCAUGCAUUCAUUAUCGCGCUUAUUGUGAUUCUUGAUGAGAUUAAUGAAAAUUAA